Messenger RNA from Patiria miniata (bat star), 1989 nucleotides. RefSeq names its product cholesterol 24-hydroxylase-like. Gene Ontology annotation, biological process: cholesterol catabolic process. NCBI's taxonomy places the organism in Eukaryota, Metazoa, Echinodermata, Asteroidea, Valvatida, Asterinidae. The record is from RefSeq and is a predicted model, not a curated record. The coding region runs from base 316 to 1845 and encodes 509 amino acids. Gene Ontology annotation, molecular function: heme binding; cholesterol 24-hydroxylase activity; iron ion binding. The transcript is spliced from 13 exons.
AAUCUCAGUUGACCUUCAAAGCGAAUGAAAACAUUAAUCAUUAAAUGAAAUUUUCUUCCGUGCACCAUAGUCGGUGCCAGGCAGCAACGCGACUCUUAAUUGUUAUCAUAUGUAUCAGUAGGCUACUAGCAUUAUUGUGUCUGCUCGACAAAACUUUGACCUUGGCGAAUGAAAUCAUUGUCGUUUCUUCCAUGCACCACACUCAGUCGAUGCCGGUCAACAACACGACUCUGACGGUCACCGCAGCUGCAUUAGCGCACAACACACAAAACCCAGCGAAAUACGUAGUAUACUUAGCCAACCACUGCAACUAAAAUGGCCGCUGUCACUAUCGCAACUUGCCUGUUUGGGCUAGUGGCUGUCUUCCUGACCUGCGGUGGUAUUAUGUUGGGCGCCUUUGUUUUGUUUGUGCAUUACCAGCAUCGUAAGUUCGCCCAUAUACCCUCCGCACCAAGGAAAGGGCUGAAAGGGUUCUUUCUCGGCCAUGCCCCAGUGAUGGUAGAAUACCACAAGAGGAACCAGUCGUUCAACGAUGCAAUCGUUGAAAUGAUGCGUGAAUAUGGCCAUGUUGUAGCUAUAUUUUUGCUCUUUCAACCGAUCAUACUUGUGUUUGAUCCGGACUUUGUCAAGGGAAUCUUGUGUACCAACACGCAUCCAAAACCUUACAAGGCUUAUAAGCUCUUCAAGAAGAUCCUUGGAACGCGAUUCCUGGGAAAUGGCCUAGUGUCUGUUCUGGACUAUGAGACACACGCACCCAAACGGGCUCUUCUCAACCCUGCCUUCAAUAGAAAGUAUCUGCAGGGUAUGAUGGGGCAGUUCAAUGCAGGAGCAGAUGUCUUGAUUGAAAAGCUGAGUCACAAGGCUGAUGGUAAGACGGAGGUCGCCAUGUUGGAUGAGUUCAAUCGCACGACGCUCGACAUCAUUGCUAAGGUUGCGUUUGGGAUGGACCUGAACAUAACUCUGGACGACAACUCUCCCUUUAGAAAAGCGGUGUCCACUAUCUUUGCAGGUGCAGAUUUAGAAAAAACUUACCCAACGACGGCGUUCAGCCCACUUCCGGCAGCUCGUAAAAUGCGGAAAGACGUUCGAGACAGCAUCAACUUUCUUCGGGAGACGGGCCGUCGGUGCAUUGAGGAGAGACUAAAAGCCAUGGAGAAGCAAGAGGAGGUGCCCAGUGACAUUCUGACUCACAUCUUGAAGGAAGUCGAUGGCUUCAAGAAAGAGAGUGCCAUCGAUCUGGAAGGAUUGAUCGAUGAGUUUAUUACACUUUUCAUCGCCGGUCAAGAGACAACUGCCAAUCUUCUGGGCUUUGCUUUGCUAGAGCUUGGUCAUCACCCAGAGGUCAUGCAUAGACUGAAAACUGAAGUGGAGGCGGUCUUUGAAGACAAGGAUCUUCUGGAGUAUGCAGACAUUAGUCAACUAACCUACAUGAUGCAGGUUUUGAAAGAAACCCUUCGCCUAUGGCCGCCAGUGACAGGUAGCGCUAGGGGGUUGGCCUGUGACGUCGUAGUCAAAGGGUAUAAAUUGCCUAAAGGAACUAUAGUGUCGGUGAGUUCGUACGUAAUGGCAAGAAUGGAGGAAUAUUUCCACGAUCCGUUGCAGUUUGAGCCCGACCGUUUCAAGGCCAGUGAUGACAAAUCGCAUUAUGCGUACUUUCCGUUCUCGCUGGGUAGUCGUAACUGCAUCGGCCAGCAGUUUGCAUUAAUCGAGGCUCGUGUUCUGCUGGCCAAACUACUGCACAGGUUCGAAUUCAACCUUGUCCCAGGACAAGGUCACGGGGUACUUGAUGAGAUCACACUGAAGCCUGCGGGGAGAUGCAGAAACUACUUGACACCUGUGGAAUAGGAGUUUUACAUUGCAACCAAUUUUGUUUUCAUCAGCAGGCUCAAAAUGCCCUGGCCCCGAUGGGUCAGUGGGUUUCUUGAGGUAGGGCCGUCCUGUAAGCUGAUUGGCCACAGAGAUAAAGUAGAAAGAUUGCAGGUAACACCA